GUAGGUGUUGAUAAGCGACUGUAGGUAGUUUAUUCUUGCUCGUGUUGGUUUUUAUUUUGGAAAAUUCGGAUUUUAUUAAUUAAAACAACAGAUGGCACACUUGCGUGAAAGCUCUGAAAAGGCUUUGAAGCUUUUGCGCACAUUGCCGCGUGUACAAAUUGGCAACCUGCGACCAAAUCCCAACUCCAAACAGAACGACAAACGCGGACGCGCUCAACAUGGUGGCGAUAAGCAUGGUGCCGGCAACAAGGGCUCGGGUCAGCGACAAAAUUUCAUGCGUCUCGGUUACGAAACGGGCAACCAGCCCUUCUACCUGCGCUUCCCAUACGAGCCCUACUACAAAGGACAUCAUAUGCGUCGCCAAUAUCCGCCCAUUUCCAUGCUGCAGCUGCAGGUGCUCAUCGACACUGAUCGUAUUGAUGCCAGCCAACCGAUUGACAUCGCCACGUUGUGCAAUUCGGGUCUGUUGUCGCUGAAACCGGCGGAAAUGCAAUAUGGAUUCCAGCUGACUGAUGAUGGCUUGGACAAUUUCAAGGCGAAGAUCAACAUUGAAGUGCAGCACGCCAGUGAAGCAGUCAUAGCAGCUGUGGAGCGCAAUGGUGGUGUCAUACGCACCGCCUACUACGAUCCGCGCAGCCUUCACAUUCUGGCCAAUCCAAAGAAAUGGUUCGCAAAGGGUAUCCCGAUACCACAGCGCAUGCUGCCGCCCCAGGAUGCCGCGGAAUACUACACGGAUGCCAAGAAUCGCGGUUAUUUGGCCAAUCCCGAGGAGAUAAGCAAGGAUCGACUAGUGCUGGCGCAAAAAUACGGUUAUGUGUUGCCGCGCAUUGAGGAUGAUGCCGAUUAUGAGAUGCUCACAGCUGCCAAGAAUGCACGGCAAUUGUUCCACGGCCUGGAGCCAGGCUGGCUCAUAAACUUAGUGGACAAAACAAUAGUCAAGCUGAAGACAACAUAAACAAAGUCCUUUCAUUUUUGUUUGUUACUAUGCUUUGUUAAUUAAAGAAAUUUAUUGUAAAAGGGGGCAUUUUUGGACUACGAUUACAC
Drosophila grimshawi is the source of this 1044-nucleotide messenger RNA. It is a transcript of the gene mRpL15, whose product is annotated as 39S ribosomal protein L15, mitochondrial. Lineage: Eukaryota; Metazoa; Arthropoda; Insecta; Diptera; Drosophilidae. Bases 92 to 955 code for a protein of 287 amino acids. Gene Ontology annotation, cellular component: mitochondrial large ribosomal subunit. Gene Ontology annotation, biological process: translation. The record is from RefSeq and is a predicted model, not a curated record. The transcript has 2 exons. Gene Ontology annotation, molecular function: structural constituent of ribosome.